UAAAGGUCGGACUCCAUGCUUAUGUUUUGAUAGUUUAAAGAGUAAAGACAGGUUAAAAAAAUCCCUUUAGAUAGAAAUAAUUCUUCCAUGAUGGCGUCAUGGUUCAUGCUUUGCCUUGUGCUGCCCAUGCUUGUGACGCAAACUGAGUCAGUAAAAAACUACGCGUCGGCUUUGGGGAAAUCUAUUCUGUUCUACGCCGCACAAAGGUCAGGUAAACUCCCCGCUAACAACCCCAUCCCAUGGAGGGGAGACUCCGCCCUCCACGAUUGUGUGGUGGGGGGCUGGUACGACGCUGGGGACCACGUCAAAUUUGGCCUCCCCAUGGCAUACACGACCACCAUUUUACUGUGGUCCAUGUAUAAAUGGAAGGACAGCUAUGUCAAGGCCGGUCAGCUGACCCAGGCCUACGACAUGGUCAAGUGGCCACUGGACUAUUUCCUCAAGGCCUGGAACCCAACAGCUCACGAGUUUGUCUUCCAGGUGGGCGACGAGACUCUUGACCACAACUUCUGGGGACGUCCAGAGGACAUGACCAUGGCGAGACCUUGCAAGAAGGUGGACAUAGCACAUCCGGGAAGUGACAUAGCAGGAGGGACAGCCGCUGCCCUGGCUGUUGGGUCACUGGUGUUCAAGGACAAGGGAGAUACAGCCUACAGCACACAGCUGUUAACAGCCGCUGAGAGUUUGUACAAGUUUGCUAACGAUCAUAAGGGACUGUACCAGACCAACACCUACGGCUCUACCAGUUACAAGGACGAACUCUGUGAGGCUGGGGUUUGGCUCUACAGGGCCACGGGGAGAGCCCAGUACCUGAACGAGGCCAAGGCCAACGCUGAAUCUGGUUACAUCUGGGCCUAUCAGCUAGAGGAUAAAAGGCUCGCGUGCCACCAACUGCUUUAUGAAGAGACCCACGAUACCGUGCAGAGAAAUGGUGUAAUCGAUUACUUCAACGCCUGGUUCCCCGGGGGUAGCAUCAAGUACACACCAUGUGGCCUGGCCUGGGCUAUGAAGUGGGGCUCUCUCAGACUGGCCGCCAACUCCGCCUUCAUUGCCCUGUUAGCCGCCGAGGCUGGUAUAAACACAGACCGGUACCGCACCUGGGCAGUCGAGCAGAUCAACUACAUCCUGGGCGACAACCCUCAUGACGGCGGUUGCUAUAGUUACCAGAUCGGCUACGGCAGCAAGUACCCCCUCCGUCCCCACCAUCGGGCUGCCUCCUGUCCUAACAAGCCCGCACCCUGCGGAAAUGCCGAGGCUAACACAGCCGCGCCCAAUCCUCAUGUGUUGACGGGUGCUCUAGUAGGUGGCCCAGAGGAACAAGAUAAUUACGCUGACGUCAGGACCGACUACGUACUAAACGAGGUGGCGGUGGAUUACAAUUCGGGAUUCACUGGGGCCUUGGCUGGAAUUGUUCAUUUACAGAACACAAACCACAUGCCCACCACACACAACAAAUGUCCCUGUAACAACUAAACUAACAGCACAACUAAUCUUCGUGUAACAACUAGACCAGACAGACACAUACAGUGCGUGAAGCAAAUACAUCACACGCUCACUAAUGCACCCACACAAACAACAAACUCACCUCACACAAGAAAUGUCCAUAUAACAACGAUACCGGACACACACCACCAACACACACGUACAUGUAACCUCCACACAACAACAUGCCAACCACACCCAACAAUUGUGAAGAAAUAAAUUAAAUUGAAGUCACAGAAAGACCACACGCAAACAUAUCAAAAUCCUUAUUAAAUCUAUUUUAUCAAUAAAAGUAUAAUAUAUUCCACUGAACGUCAUAUCAUAUUCACUAAUUAAGGGUUCUUCAAUAUUGUGUCUCUUAUGUAUUGCAGUUAAUUGAUGUUAUUGUAAAAUUUAAAAUUACUGUUUUAAUGAGAUUUAAAUACAAUUCGUC
Physella acuta is the source of this 1915-nucleotide messenger RNA. Its product is annotated as endoglucanase 4-like. Gene Ontology annotation, biological process: carbohydrate metabolic process. Gene Ontology annotation, molecular function: hydrolase activity, hydrolyzing O-glycosyl compounds. The record is from RefSeq and is a predicted model, not a curated record. Lineage: Eukaryota; Metazoa; Mollusca; Gastropoda; Physidae.